Molecule: messenger RNA, 2679 nt
Organism: Leptopilina boulardi
Lineage: Eukaryota; Metazoa; Arthropoda; Insecta; Hymenoptera; Figitidae
Gene: Mer
Product: merlin
Exons: 8
Coding region: 303-2228 (641 amino acids)
Biological process (GO): positive regulation of protein localization to early endosome; regulation of cell shape; regulation of organelle assembly
Cellular component (GO): adherens junction; apical part of cell; plasma membrane
Molecular function (GO): cell adhesion molecule binding; actin binding
Source: RefSeq, a predicted model, not a curated record
CUCCCGAAAUAGUUGAAGCUUUUUUGUAUAAUGAAAUGAGAGUGUGUUUAUUUGUUCAAUAGUGUUAAUUUUGCGAAAUUAAUUAAUCUCUAUUAAAUAACAAUAAUGUGAAAUAAAAGAAGAAAUAAAAAAAAAUUAUUUAUAUAUAUAUAUAUAUAUUUAUCGUGAAGAUCGUGCUUAUAUUUUGCAAGAGUCAAAUGACUAUUUUUAGACUUUUGAGUUUUUCUUCUCGUAUAUAUAUAUAAAUAAUGUAUAAUGUUAUUUAUACAAGUUUUUCGACGUAAUGGACAAUUAUCAGAAAAAUGAAAAAUAAAAUGCCACCAUUUCGCAGGAAAAAGAAUGGAAAAUCUUUUCCAGUUAAAGUUUGUACUCUCGAUGCAGAAUUGGAAUUCAAUUUGGAGUGGAGGGCAACAGGACGGGAUUUAUUCGAUUUGGUUUGUCGUACAAUUGGACUAAGAGAGACUUGGUAUUUUGGAUUGCAAUACGAAGACGCGAAAGGAUUUAUAUCAUGGCUGAAACUCGACAAAAAAGUGCAAGAUCAAGGAAUAUCGCAACAGCCAACAACGCCAUUUAUGUUCCUGGCGAAAUUUUAUCCGGAGGAUGUUGCCGAGGAACUUGUACAGGAAGUAACUCAACAUUUAUUCUAUCUUCAGGUUAAACAAGCAAUUCUUUCAAUGGACAUUUAUUGUCCACCGGAAGCUUCUGUUUUACUUGCUUCUUACGCGGUUCAAGCCAAGUACGGAGACUAUGAUGAAGUCUCACAUCGUCCAGGAAUGUUGGCUAGCGAAGAUCUUUUACCGCAACGUGUUAUUGAUCAAUAUCAAAUGACACCGGAAAUGUGGGAGGAUCGUAUAAAAAUUUGGUACGCCGAUCAUCGGGGAAUGUCACGCGACGAAGCUGAAAUGGAAUAUUUGAAAAUUGCACAGGACCUCGAUAUGUAUGGAGUUAAUUAUUUUCCAAUUAGCAAUAAGAAGGAGACGGACCUUUGGCUGGGUGUGACGGCAUUGGGACUAAAUAUUUACGAGAAGGAAAAUAAGCUGACGCCAAAGACAACGUUCACGUGGUCCGAGAUCCGGCAUAUAAGCUUUGAUGACAAGAAGUUUGUGAUCAAACCAGUGGAGAAGUCAUCGCCAAAUUUUGUCUUCUUCUCGCAGAAAGUUCGGAUGAAUAAAUUGGUAAAGAAAAAAUCUGAUGUUGCCAGCUGGGUGAAGGGAAUUGUAGUUUUAGGAUUGGAGGAACGUAUUAGUGACAAAGCUGCUCGAAUAUUAUUUGUUAAGAUUCUGGACCUGUGCAUUGGAAAUCAUGAUCUAUUUAUGCGGAGAAGGAAGCCCGAUUCAAUGGAGGUCCAGCAGAUGAAGGCCCAGGCAAAGGAAGAAAAAUCAAGGAGGCAAAUCGAAAGGAAUAAAUUGGCCCGCGAGAAACAAUUGAGGGAAGCUGCAGAGAGGGAAAAAGCUGCGAUGGAACAGCGUCUUUUGCAGUAUCAAGAAGAAAUUCGACUUGCAAACGAAGCUCUCAGAAGGUCUGAAGAAACGGCAGACUUGUUAGCAGAGAAAAGUCGUGUUGCUGAAGAGGAGGCAAUGCUCCUUAGUCAAAAGGCCUCGGAGGCUGAGCAGGAGAUAACGCGAAUUAGACUGAAUAAUAUGAAAACAGAAGAGGAGAAAGUUCAUCUUGAGAGAAAGACAAGAGAGGCGGAAUUACUCACCGAGAGAUUGGUACAAGAGUCCGAGAGACGUGCCGUCGAGGCGGAAAAACUCAAAGACGAAUUACUUCGCGCUCGAAUCGCCGAGAAGGAGGCAAAGGAAAAAUUACUCGAAUUUCUCAGCAGAAAUGCAUACGCAAAUGCAAUAACCCCGGUGUCGAAUAUUUUUCCAUCGACACAAGUAUUACCAUCGGAUUUGCAAGCUGAUUUACAAACAUUACAUUUGGAUGCUGAGCCAUUGUCACCUGAAUUAACAUCGUAUGAUUUAAUUGCCGACGGUGAUGUCGAUCAAUUGUCAAUUGAAAUUGAAAAAGAACGCGUCGAUUAUUGGGAGAAGAGUAAAAAUUUACAGGAACAAUUAAAGGAAUUACGCUCUGAAAUUGAGGUAAUGAAAGUUGGCGAGAAACAAUGUGAAUUGGAUCAAUUGCACGAGGAACAAGUGAGACUUGGCGAAAAUAAAUAUAGUACAUUGAAAAAAGUCAAGUCAGGUUCAACUAAAGCGAGAGUUGCCUUUUUCGAGGAACUUUGAUUAAAAAACAAUUCGUAAGUUCCCUUUUUUUUUUUUUUUUCCGCCUCUUGCUUCUUAUAGUAAAUCGUUUAGAAUUUAACGCAAAAUGAAAAUUCUAUCAAAAAUUGAAAUUUUUAUCAAAACAAAUUAACUAGAAAAUUUUAUUUUUUUUAAAAAUCGUUUUUAUUUUAAUUUUUUUUUUAAGCCGCUUUUUUGCACAAUUCCGAGCCAAAUAGUGCCUUUGAAUAAUUUUUGUUUUUUUCUAUACUUUUGUUAGAAAAUUACAAAUGUCAAUUUAAAAUCAUUGAUUGAAAAAUUUAUUAUAAGAUGAACGAUUAACGAAUUUCGAUAUUUGAUAAUUUUAUUAUUACUGUAGUUUUUUUUUAGCUGUACGAUAAUUAAGCUCGCCAUAUUCUCAAAAUGCGAUAAUAAAUUGUACAAUAGCAGUUUGUAAGUUUAAUACGAAAAGUCA